AUGCUGCUCACACUCUCACAGUAUCUGUAUCAAGUCAAGGCGGUUACUUUCAACAACCCUACCAUCAGUCGAUACAUCUUCUUUACAUUGCUACGCUUGGGAAGCCUGGAAGAGUCCAAGUAUGCUCUGCGUGCUUACCUUGAUCUGGUCGGAGUGCCUGACUUUGACCAGGACAUCCUGCUCGAUGAUGUCUUUGUGGGCAGUGCCACCGAGGCAUCUGAUGCAACACACGAUCCUCAUGAAAAAGAUUCUGCUACAUCAAUUGCACCACCACUGACCACCACUGCCAAGUCUAUCGCCAUUCUACACCGUUUAACAGAGCUGGAGGAUGAAACCAUUGAUUCAGUCAUUUCCGUUCUUCUCGCAGGUGUUUACUUGUAUGGCCACGAGGAGCAGAAUGGCAAACUUGCAGCACACCUCUCUGAUAUGGGUCUGGAUCUGCUGUUGCAGUCAAAGCACAAGGCGUACUGGACCGAAAUGUACCGUGCUCGCGGCUGUGCUUACAGCUUGCUGGCAUCGCAAUGCGAGGAUCCUAACGACCGCGUUUCUCAUCAUCAAACAGCCUUGACUAGCUUGCAAAAUGCUGCUGAACACAACCGUGCUUGCUGGAAGAGCUUCUACACACUGGGUCUCCAGCAAGCCUACAUGCGAGACACACAUGCUGCUAUUGUGUCCAUCCGUCGUUCAAUCGAGCUCAACCCUCACUACGCUUCUUCAUGGCAUCUUUUGUCCUUGCUGUACUCUUGCAAGAGAACAGAUCGUUUGUCGCUGGCCUCUCAAACAUUGGAAUUGGGUCUUCAGGUAGCCGAAAAGCAACAAUCCAUGUGGUCCCCUGGUGCUAUACCCGUCUACUCUUGGACCAAAGAGGAGGUGAAUGCCAACGAUGUCUUUGAAAGAGCAGAGUCGUUGAUAUCCAUGCGCAUGUCUCAGUUGGCCCUGCUGGAGGCAAAAGAUGGUCCUGAGAGUGUAAUAGAUCAGUACCAAGACUUGUUCAGUCUGUAUGCUCAACUGACGCAGCAAUUAGGCCUCUUGGAAGCGAUGUCGACACCAACCACACCCAUUGACUUUACCAGCAGUGGCAUCAGCACGUCCUCUACUCUCCAACGUCCUCGACGAAAAUCCAGCAUCUCUUUGAUCAGGCGUACAUCGUUGACAUCCAUCGCCAAUAGCAUCACUGGUAAUGGUGGUGGUAGCAGCUCCAGCAUCAAAGCAAGUGGCCGUCCAAGAUCUUCCUCUGUUGAAUCCAAAAGCAGCGUCAAACCGCCAUCGCUUGCCCGUCGUGCAGAGUCUGAUACAGAUGAUAUCUCGGACGACUCAAACGCGUCAAGACAAUCAUCCUACUCGCGUCGUCUCAAAAAGCAGCGCCAACCUACCUUCAAGUCAGUAGCACAACAACAGCAACAAGCAGCCGAGCUCAAGAAGCGUAGUCUGCAGCUCAUUGAUUUGGGCUUGGCUCGACGUAUUGGCACAGCUGCUGCUAAUCCUGCAAAGCACAAUGGCAGCAGUAGAUCCUUCUUUACAAAUGAAUCAAGCCAGGGUGCAGUAUCAUUGGCCUCUAUGCUCACGCCAUCCUACUCAAUGGGAAGUCUUCGAAGCAACAGUGUCAGUAGCAGAUCCUCGUCAGUGCUAGCAGGCCGCAACAAUGUGGUCACCAAAGAUGGACUCAUGGUCAGCACAUUCCAUCAACACCAUCAGGCAUUUGAGUUGCGCAAAAAGACGCGCUGGCACAGUCUACUGGUAACACUGUGGCUCAUGUCUACCAAGACCUUUAUGAAGGCCAAUCUACUGGAGGAAGCCAACAAGGCGCUGGGUGAAGCUGAGCAACUCGGUCUGGGCGAUCCCAAUGUGUGGUGGCAUCUCGGUCAAUUGAGCAUCCAGGUGGGCGACAUGAUCAGCCAGAAGAAGAAAUUAAGCGUGGAAGAUGGCAAGGCGAUUCGUGAAAUGAAGCAGGUUGCCACUGACUCAUUUGAAAAGGCAUUGAUACUUGAUCCUGACCAUGUGCCUAGUCAGGUUGCUAAAGCAGGCAUCUUGACACCUGAUCUGGCCCUGGGACUUUUGGAGCAAAUUACGCUGGGUUUGGGAUGGGACUCCUCUGAAGCGUGGUAUCAGUAUGCUCAAGCAAAGAAGCAGCAAGGUGACUAUGACAGAGUCAAGUCGUGUUUGCUCUAUGCCUUGGAGUUACACGAUACAGAGCCCAUUCGACAUCUAUCAGUACUGCCUAAAUUCAUUAUCUAA
This is a messenger RNA of Mucor velutinosus, 2235 nucleotides long. RefSeq lists its product as uncharacterized. The transcript has a single exon. Gene Ontology annotation, molecular function: protein binding. Bases 1 to 2235 code for a protein of 744 amino acids. NCBI's taxonomy places the organism in Eukaryota, Fungi, Mucoromycota, Mucoromycetes, Mucorales, Mucoraceae. The record is from RefSeq and is a predicted model, not a curated record.